AUGCGCCUUUUCGAAACCGUCGCAGCCACAGCGGCCCUGCUCUUGACGAGCACGCAUGCCCAAGUACCGGAGCUUCCGCUCCCUGCAUCGUGCCCAGACGCGGGCAGCUUCCGGUUCCAGUACACGGCAUCGUCGGGAUGGUCGGCCAUGAAGCUGGUGGGCGGGCUGAAGCAGGUCCGCACCAUAGUCUGGGACCCGGCGGGCAACAUGCUGGUGGCGCAGGCCACACGCGGCAUCUCGGUGCACACGUUCGGGGCCGACGGCUGUGUCAACAGCACCAACAUGCUGAUCACAGCUAACCAGCUCAACCAUGGCCUGGCCUUGACCCCGGACGGCUCGGCCAUGUACGCCAGCGGCGAGACGGCCGUGUACGGCUGGACCUACGACUCGGCCGCGCGGACGCUGUCCAACCAGCAGACCGUCAUCAAGGGAAUCUCCACGGGCAUCCACUCAACACGCACCCUCAGCGUGGUGCCGUCGCAGCCGAAUCUGCUGCUCGUACAGGUCGGCAGCAACGCCAACCUUGACCAGGCUGCUGCCCAGAAGGAGACUGGCCGCGCCAUCAUCAAGAUCUUUGACAUGGACAAAGUGCCGUCGGGCGGGUAUAACUACAAUACCGAUGGUGAGGUCUUUGGCUACGGUCUGCGCAACACCAUCGGCUUUGUGCCGGACCCGAGUGGCGUGUACUGGGGCGUUGAGAACAGUGGUGAUGACUUUAAACGGACCGAGAACGGUCAGCAAAAGGACAUUCACGUCGACAAUCCUGCCGAGGAGCUCAACAAAUUGGGUGACCCCCUGACGGUCCGCGAUGCCUGGUACGGUUACCCGACCUGCUUCGCGGUUUGGGACCCGUCGAGCUUCAACGGGCUCAAGACGGGCAGCAGCUUUGUGCUCUCGCCCAGCAGUUCAUACGACGACGCUGCGUGCGGCACUAACAAGGCCAUCCCGCCGCGCCUAUCGUUUCAGGCACACUCCGCCCCCAUUUGGAACACGUUCAACGCCGACGCCAGCAACAUGUACGUGGCCUUCCACGGCAGCUGGGACCGCCAGCCCGCAACCGGCUUCAAGGUGGUCGAGAUCCCCUUCCAGAAGCUCGAGGACGGUAGCUAUGACCCGGUCGCGGCCGCCGAUAGCCAGACCGGUUACACCGACAUCUUCACCACGCCAAACCCGGGCAGCUGCACCGCCAACGGCUUGACCCAGAGCAACUGCCACCGGUUGACGGCUGCGGCGUGGGACCCGGCGGGGCGCGGCCUGUUUGUGGGCAGUGACAACAGUGCCGAGGGCGAGAUUUUUAUUCUCACCAAGAAGUAA
Dichotomopilus funicola is the source of this 1314-nucleotide messenger RNA. RefSeq lists its product as uncharacterized. NCBI's taxonomy places the organism in Eukaryota, Fungi, Ascomycota, Sordariomycetes, Sordariales, Chaetomiaceae. The record is from RefSeq and is a predicted model, not a curated record. The transcript has 5 exons. Bases 1 to 1314 code for a protein of 437 amino acids.